Notodromas monacha is the source of this 666-nucleotide messenger RNA. NCBI's taxonomy places the organism in Eukaryota, Metazoa, Arthropoda, Ostracoda, Podocopida, Cyprididae. The record is from the annotation of a GenBank genome assembly.
AUGGUGAAACGGAAAAAGUCCGAGAACCCGGAUUUGACUGACAUUGACAUCAUCGGGAAACUUGUGGCUUACUGCUCAGAAAAUGCUCACUGUAGCGUGGAACGAGCAGGAAUGAUUGCAGGUGUGAAAAUGCGACUGGUUCCUUCUGACGACGAAUUUAGAAUGCACGGUUCCAGUUUGGACGAGGCAGUGAAAGAAGAUUUGGCAAAAGGAUUGAUUCCUUUCCACGUCAGUGCUACGCUGGGGACGACAGAUUGCUGCUCGUUUGAUGACCUGUUGUCCAUUGGACCGGUGGCUCAAAAACACGAACUUUACAUGCAUAUCGAUGCUGCUUAUGCUGGGGCUGCGUUUAUUUGUCCGGAGUACAGAGAUCUGCUGAAUGGAGUCGAGUUCGCCGAUUCUUUCAAUUUCAACCCGCACAAAUGGAUGCUCGUGACUUUCGAUUGUUCGGCUUUAUGGCUGAAAAACUCGUCAGAAAUCGUUGAUGCUUUCAACGUCGAUCCGAUCUACCUCAAGCAUGACCAACAAGGUUUGGUGCCGGACUAUCGGCAUUGGCAAAUUCCUUUGGGGAGACGAUUUCGGUCCCUCAAAUUGUGGUUUGUGUUGCGACUUUACGGUGCCAAGCAGAUUCGGGCUCAUUUGCGAAAACAAAUAGCUUUGGCAGAA